This is a messenger RNA of Mastomys coucha (southern multimammate mouse), 4127 nucleotides long. RefSeq names its product MALT1 paracaspase (gene Malt1). Gene Ontology annotation, biological process: proteolysis. The coding region runs from base 196 to 2694 and encodes 832 amino acids. The transcript has 17 exons. The record is from RefSeq and is a predicted model, not a curated record. Lineage: Eukaryota; Metazoa; Chordata; Mammalia; Rodentia; Muridae. Gene Ontology annotation, molecular function: cysteine-type endopeptidase activity.
CGCGCGCCUUCACUAUAGGGAACCUGUCUCGCGGCCGGGGAGCAGUGCUUCUUCCUGUGAGGGCCUAGCUGUGCGGCGACUUCUCCUUCCGCUCCUGCGACUCCCCGGGACGGCGGGAGGCAAGCGGAAGGUGCACGGACGCCGAGGCCCGAGGUGACCGGCGGCAGCUGGGCAGUCGAGGCCACCGGCGUAGCCAUGUCGCUGUGGGGGCAGCCGCUGCAGGCCUCCCCUCCCCUGGCUGUGCAGCAGCCCCCGACCGCGUCCCCGGGACCUUCGAUCUCCCCUCCAGCCGGCGCAACUCUCAACCGCCUGCCGGAGCCGCUGCUGCGGAGGCUCAGCGAGAGUUUGGACCGCGCUCCGGAGGGCCGGGGCUGGCGGCAGCUGGCCGAGGUGGCCGGCAGUCGGGGACGCCUCCGGCUCAGUUGCCUGGACCUGGAACAGUGUUCUCUUAAAGUAUUGGAGCCAGAGGGAAGCCCAAGUUUGUGUUUACUGAAACUGAUGGGUGACAAAGGCUGUACAGUCACAGAACUGAGCGACUUCCUCCAGGCUUUGGAGCACACUGAGGUUCUUCAGCUUCUCAGCCCCCCAGGAUUAAAGAUCACCGUAAACCCAGAAUCCAAGGCAGUUUUGGCUGGACAGUUUGUAAAACUGUGCUGCCGCGCAACUGGACAUCCUUUUGUACAAUAUCAAUGGUUCAAAAUGAAUAAAGAGAUCCCAUAUGGAAAUUCAUCAGAACUUAUUUUUAACACAGUCCAUGUAAAAGAUGCAGGCUUUUAUGUCUGCCGAGUUAACAACAGUUCCACCUUUGAAUUUAGCCAGUGGUCACAGCUGGAUGUAUGUGAUGUGGCAGAAGUAACAGACAGCUUCCAGGGAAGUGUGGAUGGCAUCUCAGAAUCCAAGCUGCAAAUCUGUGUUGAACCAAGGUCCCAAAGGCUGAUGCCAGGCAGCAUGCUGUUUUUACAGUGUGUUGCUAUUGGAAGUCCUAUGCCGCACUACCAGUGGUUUAAAGAUGAGUCACCAUUAACACAUGAGACCAAAAAGCAUUACACGGUUCCAUAUGUGGAUCUAGAACAUGAAGGAACCUACUGGUGUCAUGUAUAUAAUGACCGAGACAGUCAAGAUAGUAAGAAGGUAGAAGUCAUCAUAGGAAGAACAGAUGAGGCAGUGGAAUGCACUGAAGAUGAAUUAAAUAAUUUAGGCCACCCUGAUAAUAAAGAACAAACUGGCCAGCCUUUGGCAAAGGACAAAGUUGCUCUUUUAAUAGGAAAUAUGAAUUACUGGGAGCACCCCAAGCUUAAAGCUCCUUUGGUGGAUGUGUAUGAACUGACCAACUUAUUAAGGCAACUAGAUUUCAAAGUUGUUUCAUUGUUGGAUCUUACUGAAUAUGAGAUGUGUAAUGCUGUGGACGAAUUUUUACUACUUUUAGACAAAGGAGUAUAUGGGUUGUUAUAUUAUGCAGGACAUGGUUAUGAAAACUUUGGGAACAGUUUUAUGGUCCCUGUUGAUGCUCCAAAUCCAUAUAGGUCUGAAAAUUGCCUAUGCGUACAAAACAUACUGAAACUAAUGCAAGAAAAGGAGACUGGACUGAAUGUGUUCCUGUUGGAUAUGUGUCGGAAAAGAAAUGACUACGACGAUACCAUUCCAAUCUUGGAUGCACUGAAAGUCACUGCCAAUAUUGUGUUUGGAUAUGCCACGUGCCAAGGAGCAGAAGCCUUUGAGAUCCAGCAUUCUGGAUUGGCAAAUGGGAUUUUUAUGAAAUUUUUAAAAGAUAGAUUACUAGAAGACAAGAAAAUUACUGUGUUACUGGAUGAAGUUGCAGAAGAUAUGGGUAAAUGUCACCUUACCAAAGGCAGACAAGCGCUAGAGAUUCGCAGCAGCUUGUCUGAAAAGAGAGCGCUCACUGAUCCGAUCCAGGGAGCGGCUUGCUCUGCCGAGGCUCUGGUGCGCAAUCUGCAGUGGGCCAAGGCUCAUGAACUUCCAGAAAGUAUGUGCCUUAAAUUUCAGUGUGGCGUUCAUAUUCAAUUAGGAUUUGCUGCAGAGUUCUCCAAUGUCAUGAUAAUCUACACAAGUAUAGUACACAAACCACCUGAGAUAAUAAUGUGUGACGCCUAUGUGACUGAUUUUCCUCUGGACCUGGAUAUUGAUCCAAAACAUGCAAAUAAGGGGACUCCUGAAGAAACUGGCAGCUACUUAGUGUCCAAAGAGCUCCCCAAGCACUGCCUCUAUACGAGACUCAGCUCACUGCAGAAAUUAAAGGAGCAUCUGAUCUUCACGGUAUGUCUGUCGUAUCAGUACUCAGGACUAGAAGACACUGUGGAGGAGAAGCAGGAGGUGAACGUGGGGAAGCCUCUCAUUGCCAAGCUAGACAUGCACCGAGGAGUGGGCAGGAAGACUUGUUUCCAAGCUUGCCGUUUGCCUGACGAGCCUUACCACAGCGCCACGGCUACCUCAGCAGGAGCGGGGCAUUUCCAUUCCUCUCAGGACUCAUUCCACGAUGUGUACCAUUCACAUCUUGAUAAUGCAGACGCUGGUAUGCCACCAGACAGGUGUCACUGCAGCCGGACUCCACAUGCGUUCAUUUCAAAUUAUCCCCCCCACCACUACUGCCAGUUUGGUAGAAGUAAUGUGCCCGUAGAGACAACCGAUGAAAUGCCAUUCAGUUUUUCUGACAGGCUUAUGAUUUCUGAAAACUGACCUUCAUGUUUUUGAAAAUGAGAAUAGUUACAGUAAUCUCACAUAAAUUAACACUCAUAUAAAGUGAGGUGUGGUGAAAAGGCAAGCACGUACGUAUGGGGAAAAAACUAGCAACAACUUUUUAUAGCAAGCUCUCAGGAAUAUGGGAUAUUAGAAUUACAUUAUUUAAGCUUGGCAGUGAUGGCACACACCUUUAAUCAGUACUCAGAAGGCAGAGGAGGGGGAAGAUCUCUGAGUUUGAGGCCAGUCUAGUAUACAUAGUGAGUUCCAGGACAGCCAGAAAUACACAGAGAAAUCCUGUCUAACCAAAAAAAAAAAAAAAAAAAAAAAUUUACAUUAUUUAUCUAGACUAUCUCUUGCUUUUGUCCUGUUUUGAGACUUUGUGAAUUAAUUUGUUUUGUAAGAAUGAAGUAUGGGGUCUAUAAAUAUUAUUCAGUGGUACAGUGAAAGGCCCUGGGCUUGCUCAUUGUUAUGGAGGGGAAAUGAGUUAUUAGAGUAAAUAUGUAUGUGUAUCAGAUAUUUUCAUUUCGACCACUCAAAAGAUCCCUGAAAAUGGCAUUAUUAUAGAUUGAGUUAUAUUGUUAGCACCAAAAAAGAACCCUUUCUCUUUUUCAGAGUUAUUUUCUUUAUGUGUAUAUCUGGAGACCUGAGUGUAUAUGUGUGCUAAUGGAGACCAGAAGAGGGCAUCAGAUCCUGGAACUGGAAUUACAGGCAGGUGUGAGCCACUCGGUGUGAAUAUUAGGAGCUGAACCUACUUCCCCUCCAAGUGUUCUUAACGUCUCUCAACCCCAGAAAGAACCUUUCAGGCAUCAGGCUUUAUAACUUCAUUUAUCAAUGGAAAAAACAGAUGAAGGCAAUCUGUUUUACACGGGAGCACAACUGAAGUCUCAGUUCUGGUCUCAAAUCUCUCUUCCAGUGCUUUCUAUUCUACAAGUGGUUUAGACAUUUUAAAAAGUCUUAGAGUGUGGUGGUGCAUGCCUUUAAUCCCAGCACUCGGGAGGCAGAGGCAAGUAGAUCUCUGUGAGUUAAAGGCCAUCUGGUCUACAAAGUCCAGGACAGUAAGGACUACACUGAAAAACCUGUCUUGGGGAAAAAAAAAACCUUAGAGCUAAGGUAAUGGCUGCUAAUAGAGUGUCUGCUGCAAAGUGUGAAGACCAGAGAUUGAAUCCCCAGCACCUACAUAAAAGGUUGGGGGCAUAGACAGGCAGGAACAGUGAAAGACUGUCUAAAAUAAGGUAGAAAACAACUAGCGAAGACAACCAGCAUCGACCUUCGGUGUCCAGUUGCGUGUGUAUGCUAUGUACUCGUAUAAAAACAUACAUGCAAAGGUCUUGGAAGAAUGCUAGCACAGAGAAUAGGCAUUUGGACUGCCUCCGAGUUUCUGUUGCUAUGGUAGAAUACUAUGGCCAAAAGGCAACUUGGGGAGGAAAAGU